Molecule: messenger RNA, 828 nt
Organism: Debaryomyces fabryi
Lineage: Eukaryota; Fungi; Ascomycota; Pichiomycetes; Serinales; Debaryomycetaceae
Exons: 1
Coding region: 1-828 (275 amino acids)
Source: RefSeq, a predicted model, not a curated record
AUGAAUUUAUUGUCGCGUCAAAUAUUUCUAUGGUUUUUGGUAUUGUUUAACGUCACCUCGUCAAACCCUAUACCUCGGUAUCGAGAAGGAGAUAUUAUUUGGAUCGGAGGACUUAACUAUACUUUAGGUCCUGAUAUACUUGAUAUACAAAAGAGAUGCCCAACUUAUAGCUAUGUUGUCUCUCAAAAUGCAACUAUUGAUAAUUUCGUUAAUGCUUAUGUUGAAGAAUGCCCUAUCACAAAACAUGAAUAUAAUCAUAAUUAUUCACCGGUGCAUAUUAACAAAACAUUGUAUGGUUUGAUCGAUGCCAAUACCAAGACGGUAUUGGCAGUGAAUCUUGAUAUAGAACACUUGCAUAGUUUAUUAAAUAAGAACGAAAAUCACUUACUAUGGAGAGAUGAGGAAGAAGAUUUGUUAAUUGAAAGUACAUUUAUUACUCCGUUAAAUCUGUCUACUGUUGACAUUUACAAACCUCAUCAUCAGUUGAUCAAGAGAGGUGUAGCUAAUAAUCCUUCAUUGAUUACUGAACUUACGAUUGAACAGUUUAGCCAAAGUGAUGAAUUACAGAAAAGAACUAACUGGUCCGAUAUAUCUAAAUACGUCUUGUCCAGUUUUUUUAAGUAUGUCUUUUAUUAUGUAGUAGGUGAUGCAGUGUUGCGUUUUAUCGAAAUACAUACAGAGAGUAGGGUUAUCUCGAAUAUUGUCAUUGCUUAUGAGGCUAUUGCCUGGCUCUCAGGAGCCGUCAUAGGCAAUUGUGCUCGAUUAUUUGUAAAAGUUUUUAAGAAAACAAGUGAUUUGGUGGAAAACUAUUUCGCUCUGUUAAUCUAG